AUGGGUAAUGUUUGUGUAGGACCGAACCUUUCUGGAAACGGUUUCUUGCAAACUGUUUCAGCUGCUUUGUGGAAGCCACGGAUCGGAGCUGAGCAAGCUUCUUCCCAUGGCAAUGCACAACAAGUUCCCAAAGAAGCAGCUGCAGAAGUUUCCAAGGAAGCAGUACCUGAUCAAGUCCAGAAUAAACCCCCUGAGCAAGUCACUAUGCCUAAUCCUAGCUCCAUUCCCGAAGCUGAAACCAAACCCAAACCCGAACCUGAAGAAGCCAAGCAAGAAGUUGUUGUGCAGGUGGAGACAUCAACAAAGCCUGAACCCAAACCAGAGCCAACAAAACCUGAAUCCAAGCCUGAAACCAACCCGGAGACGAAACCUGAUCCCAGCAAGCCUAAGCAUAUGAGGAGAGUAUCCAGCGCAGGCCUCAGAACCGAGUCAGUGUUACAGAGAAAGACCGAAAACUUCAAAGAGUUCUAUUCAUUAGGAAGGAAACUCGGACAAGGACAGUUCGGGACAACCUUCUUAUGCCUCGAGAAAGGCACCGGAAACGAGUACGCGUGCAAGUCCAUCUCCAAGAGGAAGCUUUUGACAGAGGAGGACGUGGAAGACGUUAGAAGAGAGAUUCAGAUAAUGCAUCACUUGGCUGGUCACCCUAACGUUAUAUCCAUCAAAGGAGCUUAUGAGGAUGUUGUGGCGGUUCAUCUUGUGAUGGAGUUGUGUUCGGGCGGCGAGCUUUUCGAUAGGAUUAUUCAGCGUGGACAUUACACUGAGAGGAAAGCAGCUGAGCUGGCUAGAACCAUUGUUGGGGUUUUGGAGACUUGUCACUCUCUUGGUGUCAUGCAUAGAGACCUCAAGCCUGAGAAUUUUCUGUUUGUUAGUAGAGAGGAAGAUUCUUUACUGAAAACGAUCGACUUUGGACUCUCGAUGUUCUUUAAGCCAGAUGAGGUUUUUACAGAUGUUGUUGGUAGUCCAUAUUAUGUAGCCCCAGAAGUUCUUAGAAAGCGUUAUGGUCCUGAAUCAGAUGUGUGGAGUGCUGGUGUCAUUGUUUACAUUUUGUUAAGCGGUGUUCCUCCUUUUUGGGCCGAAACCGAACAAGGUAUAUUCGAACAGGUCCUUCAUGGAGAUCUUGACUUCUCAUCUGAUCCUUGGCCAAGCAUCUCUGAUGGCGCAAAAGACUUGGUUCAGAAAAUGCUUGUAAGAGACCCCAAGAGAAGACUAACGGCACAUCAAGUAUUAUGUCAUCCAUGGGUUCAAAUUGACGGUGUGGCUCCAGAUAAACCUCUGGACUCUGCUGUUUUGAGCCGUAUGAAGCAAUUUUCCGCCAUGAACAAGUUCAAGAAAAUGGCUCUUAGAGUCAUAGCAGAGAGCUUAUCUGAAGAAGAAAUAGCCGGUUUGAAAGAAAUGUUCAAGAUGAUUGACGCAGACAAUAGUGGUCAGAUAACUUUCGAAGAACUGAAAGCAGGACUAAAACGAGUCGGUGCCAAUCUCAAAGAGUCAGAGAUUCUUGACCUGAUGCAAGCUGCUGAUGUGGACAACAGCGGAACGAUAGACUACAAAGAGUUCAUAGCUGCAACAUUGCAUCUAAACAAAAUAGAGAAAGAGGACCAUUUGUUUGCUGCCUUCUCCUACUUUGACAAGGACGGGAGCGGAUUUAUCACCCCGGACGAGCUUCAACAUGCUUGUGAAGAGUUUGGUGUUGAAGAUGCCCGCAUUGAAGAAAUGAUGCGUGAUGUUGAUCAAGACAAGGAUGGAAGAAUAGACUACAACGAGUUUGUGGCGAUGAUGCAGAAAGGGAGCAUCAUCGGAGGACCUAUGAAGAUGGGUUUAGAGAAGAGCAUUAGCAUAUCUCUGAAACACUAGCUUUCAGACACAAACCCAAAGACCAAGAAGUAUUUAUAAAUGAUGAUUAUGAUGAUUGUGUUUCUUUUUCUCAAUAUUGUGAUGAGAUUUUGUUAUUAUUAGACUGGUUUAGGCAGAUCAUUUUUCUGUAGUGUGUAACUUCUAUGCAUAUACACAUAGUUCUUUGUUUCUGUCUGUAACUUUUGGCUACUGUGAGAGAAGAGAACUCUACACAAUGUGCAUUGAAGACGCAUCUUAUAUUCAGCCACAUUGGCAAGAUACAAACAAAUGUAUGAUAAAAGAACUCACUUGGUGAUCAUGUUUUUGAUUAA
Messenger RNA from Brassica oleracea var. oleracea, 2165 nucleotides. RefSeq names its product calcium-dependent protein kinase 2. Lineage: Eukaryota; Viridiplantae; Streptophyta; Magnoliopsida; Brassicales; Brassicaceae. The record is from RefSeq and is a predicted model, not a curated record. Gene Ontology annotation, cellular component: nucleus; cytoplasm. The transcript has 7 exons. Bases 1 to 1854 code for a protein of 617 amino acids. Gene Ontology annotation, molecular function: calcium ion binding; calmodulin binding; ATP binding. Gene Ontology annotation, biological process: protein autophosphorylation; intracellular signal transduction; peptidyl-serine phosphorylation.